UUACACAGAAUAUGAUGAGAAAGCCAAUAUGCUCAGUCUUUUAAAAACACAAUAGGACUCAAUUUUAAAACGUCUAAAGUUAUUUGUUUUUCUUUUUACUUCAACCGAUUUGUGCCCAUGUUCAUCACUGACUGGACAACAAUGGAUGAUAAAUAUGUGUCCAAACUGUCACCUACUGUUGAUUUUUGGGCCGGGAUGUAUCUGGUAAUAAUAGCCGUCCUGUCUAUCUUGGGGAAUGCAGCAGUCCUGGCCAGUGCAGCCCAUCGCCUCACUUCACUCAAAGCUCCGGAGCUGCUGACAGUAAACUUAGCAUUAACAGACAUGGGCAUGGCCCUCAGCAUGUAUCCUCUGUCCAUUGCCUCAGCUUUUAACCAUGCCUGGAUUGGUGGUGAUGCCUCUUGCCUCUACUACGGCCUGAUGGGUAUGAUCUUCAGUGUAACCAGCAUCAUGACUCUGGCUGUGAUGGGGAUGAUCAGGUUCCUGGUAACAGGAAGUCCACCUGAGACAGGGCUCAGGUUCCAGAGGCGAACGGUCUGCGUUGUGAUCACUGGGAUCUGGCUGUACGCCGUCCUGUGGGCCUUGCUGCCUCUGUUCGGCUGGGGCAGUUAUGGCCCAGAGCCAUUUGGAUUUGCCUGCUCGAUAGCCUGGACCGGCUACGGGAAGUCUCUGAACCACUUCACCUUCAUCAUAGCGAUGUCCAUUCUCUGCACAUUCCUGCCCAGUCUGGUCAUUGUCUUCACCUAUUUUGGCAUUGCCUGGAAGCUGCACAGAGUCUACAAAUCCAUCCAGCGCAAUGACUUUCAAUACGGCAACAUCGAGAAGAAAAUCACCUUUAUGGCUGUGUCGAUCACCUUAGGCUUCCUCACUGCCUGGACACCGUACGUGGUCGUCAGUUUCUGGAGCAUGUUUCACUAUCAGGAGCAGGACCACUUGGAUCCCUUCAUCGCUCUGCUUCCCUGCCUCUUUGCUAAGAGCGCCACCAUGUACAACCCUUUCAUAUAUUUCAUCUUCAGGCGCACCGCAUGGCACAAGCUCCUGCACCUCCACCGACUGGGCUUAUGUUGUUCGUGUCGGGUCUGUUUCCCUGGCGAAGAGCCGAAAAUGACCAUCAAAAUGGUUGACAUCUCAGAAUGUACCAUUACCAGAGAUAAGACGCUUGCAGGUGUGACGACAGGGACGAGUGAGAUAUGACAGUGGCAUAAGAGUGUUGACAGAAUACAGUCAUUUUGGAGCAAUGCAAUUAUAUUAAAACAAAGAUGUAAAAAGUUACCUUCCACUGUUCAGACUUAACAACAGUCUCUUCGGGUUCUCUGGCUUCCUCCCACUGUCCAAAAAAAAAAUGUGGA
This is a messenger RNA of Solea senegalensis (Senegalese sole), 1346 nucleotides long. RefSeq names its product opsin 8, group member a (gene opn8a). Gene Ontology annotation, biological process: G protein-coupled receptor signaling pathway. The transcript has 4 exons. NCBI's taxonomy places the organism in Eukaryota, Metazoa, Chordata, Actinopteri, Pleuronectiformes, Soleidae. Gene Ontology annotation, cellular component: membrane. The record is from RefSeq and is a predicted model, not a curated record. Gene Ontology annotation, molecular function: G protein-coupled receptor activity. Bases 118 to 1191 code for a protein of 357 amino acids.